Acanthosepion pharaonis is the source of this 1203-nucleotide messenger RNA. The record is from the annotation of a GenBank genome assembly. NCBI's taxonomy places the organism in Eukaryota, Metazoa, Mollusca, Cephalopoda, Sepiida, Sepiidae.
AUGCUAUUCUCUCUCUCUCUCUCUCUCUCUCUCUCUCUCUCUCUCUCUCUCUCUCUGGCUUAUGGCCAUAUCACCAAUAUUAAGCCAGGGUUGAUAAACUGUAAAAACCAACUCUCUCUCUCUCUCUCUCUCUCUCUCUCUCUCUCUCUCUAUCUAUCUAUCUAUCUAUCUAUCUAUCUAUCUCUAUCGCUGCGAAUCUCUCUCUUUCUUUCCCCAAUGCUAUUUAUUAUUAUAUAUAUUGAAGAAGGACCGAUUAUUAAAUGCAAUAAUUCUUUCCCUUUCUUUCUUUCUUUCUUUCUUUCUUUCUUUCUUUCUUUCUUUCUCCAAUCUCCUUUCUCUGUUUUUUCUUUCUUUUUAUUUUUCUUCGCUGUUUCUUUUUCUCAUGACCUUUCCCUUUCUCCUUUCUUAGCAACUUUAUUUUUAGAUUUACUACGUUUGCAGAUAUUUGCGAAUCCCUGCCCCAAGUCUUUUGCAUUAGGCCCAUUUCUUCUCGCCCAUUCACCAAUGAAUCACCAUCAAAUGAACUGUGCAAGACUGUGGAACCUCUCAGCGACCUCCGCCACUUCUCUUCUGUCUCUUCUUAGCUCUCAUGCCCGACUUCGCUUCGCGCAUUCGUAUUUAUGGACUCCAACUAGAAACCGGCGCGGGGCAAGAUUUAUUCUACUUUCUCCUGUUACCACCUUCCACCAGUGCUCUGCAGUGGGCGUGGGUAGCUCCUUCAACCUCCUUAAUAUCUUGUAUGUGCCUGGCUCCCCUUCAGUGGGUGCAGGUAGAUCCUCCUCCUUUUUUGAUCUAUCUUCUGCGACUGUCACCUCCACCAUUCGUGAAUUGACACAAUUGGCUUUCUCUCCUUUGACCCAAGAGACACUUUCCCAGGGAAAAUUUUGCAACUCACAUUAUGGUGACAAUUCGUUUGACCGAAGGUCAACAUAUCUGCAGGUACCUGUUAUAAUUGAUGUCGUCAUUGUUCACGUGUUUAUUUCCUUAUUUCUUUCGUAUAAUGUUUUUAUCUUUCUUCUUCUUUUCUGUUAUUUUUAUCUUUUCUUCUUUCUUUUCCCGUUUUUCUUCGUGUUUCUUCUGCAUUUCAUUUAUCUUUCUAUCAUAUUUUCUUUAUUUUUAAGCAUUUUACCACUUUUACUUUCUUCAAUUUUCUCAUCCCCGAUUCCAUUUUAUAUUCCAUCUUUCUUUCAUUCUGUUACAUAA